UGGCUUUAUUAAUACGCCAAGCGGUUCACGUGGGCUGCCCAGCCCAGCACAAUAUUCUGCUACGUUAGCGACGUAUUUUCGACCGGGUCUUUUCUUUUUCUUCUCCUCUCAACCGAGACGGGGUGGGUGCUGCUGCUGCUGCUGCUGCUGCUGCUUUUGUGAGGGAGGGAGAGAGAGAGAGAGAGAGCGCGCGAGAGAGAGCGAGUGAGGUGAGCGCAGUGUGAAAAGCAUCCUCGCCCCCUCCCCUCCAAAGCUCCUCCUCUGUCGUCGGAGAGCAGAGCGCGGUCACAUACUGCUCGGCGAGAGCAAGAGGGCACCGCGGAGGAUUUAAUUCCAACCUGCUGCUGUGCCGUGCAGAUGUUUUCUCGCCUUUGACGAAGAGGCUAAUAUGAAGACGACAUUUGGCAAACCAGACCCUGGAAAGCUUCUACAAUCUUUUCGAUUCAUUUGAAACUUGUGACAACACCAUGCAUUGUUUCCGGUAAAACCUGCCCGCCGCUCUCCCCUCAUCCUACCCAGCCGUUGAGAGUGAGGACACCACAAGCUGCCCAGACAUGGGUCCGGAUCAACCCUGCUCCGAGUCCCUUGAGAGAAGGCCCACGUUGAGUGCUGCCUGUAAGCGGCAGGCCUACCGAUGUCUGCGGAAAAAGCUAAGGCCAUUGCGAAUCGUAGGGUUUUCCCUCAGCCUGGUGGCCUUAAGUGCUUUCUCCAUCAGUGCCUUGACCUGGAGCUCAGGGGGUUUCAGUGAGCCAGUUCUCUCCCAGGAGGAUCUCCGCCAGUCGGCCCCCCACAGGACUCUACUUUUCAGCCAACACCAGAGGGACCCCAAUGUGUCAGCCGACAUGCCGAUAGCCAUGAAGUCUGCAUCAAAUAACAGCGAGGGCCACGGGGAUUACCCGCCCGACCUCUUCACCCUUGAGGAGAGACGCAAAGGAGCAGUGGUCCUCCACAUGUUUGGCAUGAUCUACAUGUUCAUCGCCUUAGCUAUAGUGUGCGACGAGUUCUUUGUCCCAGCACUGACAGUGAUCACGGAGAAGUUGACCAUUUCGGAUGACGUUGCGGGCGCCACCUUCAUGGCGGCGGGCGGCUCAGCCCCGGAGCUCUUCACCUCCAUCAUUGGCGUCUUCAUCUCGCACAGCAACGUGGGCAUCGGCACCAUCGUGGGCUCGGCCGUCUUCAACAUCCUCUUUGUGAUUGGGAUGUGUGCCAUCUUCUCCAAGGAAAUCCUCAACCUAACAUGGUGGCCACUCUUCCGUGACGUCUCCUUCUACAUACUGGAUCUGAUCAUGCUCAUCAUCUUCUUCCUGGAUAACAUCAUCUCCAUGUGGGAAAGUAUCACGCUGCUCUCAGCCUACGCCGCCUAUGUCAUCUUCAUGAAGUGCAACAGCAGUGUCGAGAGAUUCGUCAAGAACUGCAUGAACAAGAACCAAGUGGUCGAAGUAGAAGUGCAGCCCAAGGAUGAGAAGGCAAUUCCUGGGACCCCGGAAGAUGAGAGCAAGUUGUCGGCCAGGCCUCGGCUUCAGAGGGGAGGUAGUUCCGCCUCCCUGCACAACAGCUUGAUGAGGAACAGCAUUUUCCAGCUGAUGAUUCACACGUUGGACCCUUUGAGUGAAGAAUUUGCUGACUCUGAGCUUGGGACUUAUGGGAAACUAAAAUAUUAUCACUCAAUGACUGAGGAAGGUAAAUUUCGAGAGAAGGCAUCCAUCCUUCAUAAGAUCGCUAAAAAGAAAUGCCAAGUGGAGGACAGUGAGAAGGCCAAUGGAGUAGCAAGCCGUUCAGAUAAGAACCUUCCAAACAGCUCCAGCGUGGAAGUGGAAGUGGCGCCGCCCAUGAACGGGACAGCAGGUCAAGAGGGAGAGACGGCUGAAGAUGAAGAGGAGGAUGACCAGCCUCUGAGCCUGUCCUGGCCCGAUUCCAACCGCAAGCGCCUCACCUACCUCUUAAUCAUUCCCAUCGUCCUCCCCCUGUGGAUCACGCUGCCUGAUGUCAGGAAGACGGCAUCAAAGAAAUUCUUCCCAAUCACCUUCCUGGGUGCGAUCACCUGGAUUGCAAUCUUCUCCUACCUGAUGGUGUGGUGGGCUCACCAGGUUGGACAGACCAUUGGGAUUACAGAGGAGAUUAUGGGCCUGACUAUAUUAGCAGCUGGAACCUCCAUCCCUGACCUCAUCACCAGUGUUAUUGUGGCACGCAAGGGACUGGGCGAUAUGGCUGUCUCCAGCUCCGUGGGCUCCAACAUCUUCGACAUCACCGUCGGACUGCCGUUCCCUUGGCUCAUGUGGUCCUUCAUCAACGGCCUGCAACCAGUGGAAGUCAGCUCCAACGGCCUCUUCUGUGCAAUCGUGCUCCUCUUCAUCAUGCUCCUCUUCGUCAUCGUCUCCAUCGCCGCCUGCAAGUGGCGCAUGAGCAAGCUGCUCGGCUUCAUCAUGUUCAUGCUGUAUUUCGUCUUCCUGGUGGUCAGCGUCAUGCUGGAGGACAAGGUCAUCAUGUGCCCCGUGUCCAUUUGAGGACCUCGGAGGACCUCGGAGGACCUGCUUCCUCCCCCUCGUCACCACCACAACCACCACCACCAACAACGGCACGACCAUCCUUAAUAUCCGCCAUCGCUUUUACCUGACCCUUGUGAUCCUUUACCCCAGGAACAAAAGAAGAAUAAGGAGGUCCGGAGAAGGGGAUAAUGAUAUUUUCAGCUUGUGAGGAGUGGUGGGGAGGGGAUGGACCGACGAAGACUUUGGCUUGGCUGGUUUAGCGUAGGCCUAACUUGAGUGAAUUUAUAUUUAUUAUUAUUAUUGAAUUGGCAGGCGGGGGCGAGGGGGGGGGGGGGGGGUGUAUGGGUGUCCUAACCAAAUAUUGAAGCAUUAUGCAUGCCAUUUAGUGUCACGGGAUCAGCUGGAAUCAAGGCCACGCCUGCUAGGUUGAGGAGAAUGCCCUCCUGUGAACUUUGGGGAGAGGAACAAGGGAUGCGCAGUGUGAAACUCCUCUUGACGGAUGCAGUGGCUGAGCUGAAAUGGCGAGCAUAUUUGAACGCGCAUUUUGCAACGGACUAAGAAGCUAUCGCCAAGAGUGAACAGGAGAUUGCGGAUGAGUAGAUUGCCGACCGUGUGGGUGAAAGGUGUUUCCUGUGUGAUGGAAUUGCGCGAAAAAAGACUCUCGAUGUGGCGCCCGAGCGACAAGGGAGGAAACACUCCUGCUGGGCAGACAAACUUCUCCGUUGUCAUUUCUUAUUUGCAAAUUCAUCCUGUUCUCAGCCUGAAUGACGAGUUUAAGCCCCCCCCCCUCCCCACCCCAUUGCCGGAUGUCAUCCUUCACCACUGAAUGUUUUUCCAGAGGAUUCUUUUUUUCUUUUAAAAAAAAUCAUUUUCAUGAAAUAUAAGAAGUAGCAUUAGUACUGUAGCAGUAUUAGGUAACGUAGAGCCAUUUCUUUCGACAAUUCUUUCCUCUUUUGUUUUUUUGUCGCUAAACACACGUUCUGACUGUGCAGAACUUUUCAUGCUUCACAAGCACCACCUGACAAAGGCAAGAAAAAAAAGGCCUAAUUUGAAAGUUUAGCCUCAUAAUAUAUGCUAGCCUUCAAUAUCUUUCACUGGUUGAAAAAAAAAAAAAGGCAUGAGUACUUUCGGCUCAUUAACGUUCCGUAAACAGACUCAAUGUCAAAAUAAUACAUUUGAAAAAAGAAAAAAAAACUUAACAGUGUUUAAGUGUAAUGGUUGAUUUAGAUUAGUCAAUGUGUAGUGCUUUGUUCACAGUAGAACUGGGCUCAACUCACCGGCUAGUCAAACUCCUGAGGUAGUAGUUUCAAGGAGUCAACUGCAUGUAAAAAUAGACACUGAGGUGAAUAAUACCAAUCAACAUUUAAGAAGUUGUAUACCAAAAUGUAUACUUUUUUUCAAACCUGUUUCAUAACUCCUUAAAGCAAACCAGUGCUCAGUAUCUAUGUAGAAAGUGUCAACAUGUAUGGUCAAUGAUAUCUCUCGAACUUGUGCAAUUUAUUUUCUAAUCAAAGGUGCUUUUGUGUGCAUGUGUGCAAUCUGCAUUUGAAGUCAUCACACAAUGACCAUUCCCUAUAUGUAUCUAUGAAUAUAGAUUAUACCACCAGUAUUUCGCAACUAACUGCGGAAAAAAAGAAGAAGAAAAAGAACACAAUACGUGUUUUAUACUGAAAAAUAUAAAUCAUAAUCACAAUCUCUCCUCAAGCUACAUAGAAUGUAGAAAUCACAAAUUUAACAGCAAUAUACGGUGUGUCGUUGAGAACUGCAACACCUCCCCACCCCACCCAUGCGUCUGUGCCCCGCUGCCCUUCCUGUCCGACGUGUUCCAACAGAAGAAGCUGGGCGACCGCUUCUCCCAACGCCCCCCCCCCCCCCCCCCCCCCCCCCCAUCCUGUUAGAGCUGGCCAGAAACACUCGCUGUACCUCAACACGGCCUCUGUACAGCAGCGUAGUAACUGUAAAAUAAGGUAUAUAAAUUCUCUGGACGUGUGAGGAAAAAUGCAUGCGAGGAAUUUGGGCUGGUUACCCACUGACUGUACAGCUGAGCUUAGACCAACUAUAUAUGUCCACUUGUAUGCAUCCAUUCGGAAAGAAACACCAAGUACUUAUUGGUUAUGCUUUGUAAAUAUACAUUUCUGUUUUUGCAAGAACAUAAUGGUUCACUCAUGUAUUAUAUUUAUUUUCUUUUUCUUUUUGUAACAGUGGAUGGAAAAGGUCAAGGAUAUGCUGCUGGAGGCCCUAAAGUACCUUAGUAUUAUUGAGCAAAAAAAACAACUCAAAAGCAUUUAUUUAUUUUUUUGACCACUUAACAUCUCAUUAGCACAAGCAUAUUUUACACUAAGCAUGUCUGUUCUGGCAAGAAAACGCUUUAAAUGCCCUAUUGCUUCCUCAAGUUCAACCCCAGUCAGACUUUGAGAUGUCACCACUAUAGUUUCUGGCAUUUACUGUCAAAGAACAACGGAAUAGAAAACUAGAUCCAAACUCAUGUUAAACUGCUAAAUAUUUCAGGCCUCUACGAUGACUCAUGUGGUUUGUGGAAUUUUCCUGCGCACAUUGGCCGUUAAAGUCUUCCCUCAGAUCACUCACACUCACACAUGGUCACACCUCAUCAGUGGUUCCGACUCGCGGCAGCUCGUUUAAAAAAAAAAAAAAAAAAGUCUUUUGUGCCCGAGAGUUAGAUGAUAAGACGGACGGCACUUGCUUAGCUUAUCUCACUGCAACAACUUUUAAAUAGGGUCAAGUGCAACUGAAGUGUUACCUUAAGCCAAACGUGUGUUUGUUGCUGCUUCAUAUUAACUGGACAGACUUAAGGGUGGUCCCAUCUCGCCUGACGCUCGGUAAGAAAGCUCUUAACUCUUUAUUUUUUUGCUUCGACAGAUCAAGAGAUCCUUUUUUGCUACCACCACGGUCGCAUACUGUGAGUUUCUCUUGCACUUCCAAUGCAAAAACCCCUGCUGUGACGCAACUUUUUUUUUUUUUUUUUCUUUCUCCGAAACUCCCACGGCGUUUUCAUGCAAGACCAUGAGAGGAGAAAGGAAAAAAACAAAAGGCAGACGGGUUUAGCAUGUGAGCUUGGCAUUGAUUUUGAAUUACCAGGGUAAGCGACCGUGAAAGUUGACCUCCCAAUGAACAUUCUUGCACUGUAAAUGUUUUCAUUUUCUUGGUGUUAAUGUAAGAUUUAUUUAAGGUGUACAUAUAUACAGAUACAAAUUAACCAUAUAAUCUAUAUGUGUAAAAGAAAUAUGUCUCUUUAUGUAAAAACACAAAGUAUAUAAUAAAACAAAUAAAGAUUAUUCAAAUAUGCAACAAUG
Molecule: messenger RNA, 5797 nt
Organism: Pungitius pungitius (ninespine stickleback)
Lineage: Eukaryota; Metazoa; Chordata; Actinopteri; Perciformes; Gasterosteidae
Product: sodium/potassium/calcium exchanger 2-like
Exons: 12
Coding region: 555-2504 (649 amino acids)
Biological process (GO): calcium ion transmembrane transport; intracellular calcium ion homeostasis
Cellular component (GO): plasma membrane
Molecular function (GO): calcium, potassium:sodium antiporter activity; calcium channel activity
Source: RefSeq, a predicted model, not a curated record